AUGAAAGUUGAAGUUUGUAGCCUUAGUUUGGGUGAAGAGUUCAAAAUUUUAAAAGAAACAAUUCCUACCAUUUAUGUUACACAAGUCUGUUUUGACAUCUUUUCUGGACAAGUUUUGAGGAAAAGGGAAGAAAAGGCUUCUCUCCUGCAUCGUACUCAGGAAGAAAGGAGAAAACGAGAGGAAGAAAGGCGGAGGCUGAAAAAUGCAAUAAUAAUCCAGUCAUUUGUAAGAGGGUACAACGACAGAAAACAUCAAUACUCUAUCCAAAGAAGUGAAUUUGAUCGCUGUGCUAAUUUGGCCCAAUCUGGAGGAACUUUUUCCACAGCAAAUGGAGCUAAUUUGACUCUCUUAGUUCGUCAGUUACUCUUUUUCUAUAGACAGAAUGAGGAUUCUAGGCGUUUGGUAUGGAUGUGUCAGAAUUUAAUUAAACAGAGUUCUCAGUUUGUUAAGCAAUUGGAUGGUCCAGACAGACUUACUUGCUUAUUCCAAAUAAAAAGACUGUUGGGCCUGUGUUGCAGGCUAUUGCAAAAUUGCAGUGAUGACAGUCUGAAUGUUGCACUUCCUAUGAGAAUGCUUGAGGUAUUUUCAUCUGAGAAUACGUAUUUGCCUGUUUUACAAGAUGUCAGCUAUGUGACAUCAUUAAUUGAACAAAUUUUGCACUACAUGAUUCAAAAAGGCUACUACAAGUCGCUUUAUUUGUUAAUUAACAAUAAGCUUCCCUCGAGUAUUGAGUAUUCUGAUGUUUCUCGAGUCCCUAUUGCAAAAAUACUUCUGGAGAAUGUCCUGAAGCCAUUGCACUUUACAUAUAGCUCCUGUCCAGAAGGUGCAAGGCAGCAGAUUUUUGCAGCCUUCACAGAGGAGUUUUUGGCAGCACCUUUUACAGAUCAGAUAUUCCAUUUCAUCAUUCCAGCGCUUGCUGAUGUGCAGACCAUUUUUCCUUAUGAACUCUUUCUGAAUGCACUAUUAUUAGCAGAAAGAAGAAGUGAUGAAGCCCCGUGGCUUUUUUACUUUGUGUUAACAGUUGGAGAAACAUACUUGGGAUCCCUUUCAGAAGAAGGACUUCUUGUGUAUUUGAGGGUACUCCAGACUUACCUCUCUCAGCUGCCUGUGUCUACUGCUGGUACAAAUUGUCAAGAUGCAAAUAGUGAUUCUGAAGAUGAAGAUGAAGAGAUCAGUAAAAUGACAACUACACCAGGUGACGGGAGAAUAUCAGUUCAGUACAUAACUGAGGAGUGUCUAAAGAAACUGGAUACAAAGCAGCAGACAAACACUCUAUUGAAUAUGGUUUGGAGAGAUUCAGCUAGUGAAGAGGUCUUUACCCUGAUGGCAUCAAUCUGCCACACGCUAAUGGUACAACACCGAAUGAUGGUGCCAAAAGUCAGGCUUCUUUAUAGUUUAGCCUUUAAUGCCAGAUUCCUGAGGCAUCUUUGGUAUUUGAUAUCUUCAAUGACUACACGAAUGAUUACAGGGUCUAUGGUGCCACUUCUUCAAGUGAUUUCAAGAGGCUCUCCAAUGUCUUUAGAAGACUCUAGUAGAAUUAUCCCUCUCUUCUACCUUUUUAGUUCUUUGUUUAGUCAUUCACUUAUUUCUAUUCAUGAUAAUGAAUUCUUUGGUGAUCCAAUAGAAGUCGCAGGUCAAAGACAAUCAUCAAUGAUGCCUUUUACACUAGAAGAGCUUGUAAUAUUAUCACGCUGCCUUCGAGAUGCAUGUUUAGGAAUCAUAAAGUUGGCUUACCCAGAAACAAAACCAGAGGUUCGUGAGGAAUAUAUUGCAGCAUUUAGAAGUGUUGGAGUAACAAAAAAUACAGAAAUGCAGCAAUGUAUACAGACGGAACAAAAAAGGUGGAUUCAGUUAUUCAAGGUCAUCACAAACUUAGUGAAAAUGUUGAAAUCUAGAGAUACAAGGAGAAAUUUCUGCCCACCAAAUCACUGGCUCUCGGAACAAGAAAACAUUAAAGCAGAUAAGGUUACGCAGCUGUAUGUGCCAUCUGCCAGGCAUGUGUGGCGAGUCAGAAGAAUGGGAAGAAUAGGACCAUUGCAGUCUACUUUGGAUGUGGGUUUGGAACCAGCACCUCUUUCUGUAUCUGAAGAACGACAACUUGCAAUUCUGACAGAGCUACCUUUUGUAGUUCCAUUUGAAGAAAGAGUAAAGAUUUUUCAAAGACUUAUCUAUGCUGAUAAGCAAGAAGUUCAAGGAGAUGGGCCAUUUUUGGAUGGAAUUAAUGUCACUAUAAGAAGAAACUAUAUUUAUGAAGAUGCUUAUGAUAAACUUUCUCCUGAAAAUGAACCUGACCUAAAAAAGCGCAUUCGUGUUCACUUACUUAAUGCACAUGGUCUUGAUGAAGCUGGUAUUGAUGGUGGUGGCAUUUUCAGAGAAUUCCUGAAUGAACUACUUAAAUCAGGAUUUAACCCCAACCAGGGAUUUUUUAAGACCACCAAUGAGGGACUUCUUUACCCCAACCCUGCUGCCCAGAUGCUCGUUGGAGACUCUUACGCCCGACAUUACUACUUUCUUGGAAGAAUGCUUGGAAAGGCUCUUUAUGAAAAUAUGCUGGUGGAGCUGCCAUUUGCUAGUUUUUUCCUCUCAAAAUUACUGGGGACAAGUGCUGAUGUUGACAUUCAUCAUUUAGCUUCAUUAGAUCCAGAAAUGUACAAAAAUUUGCUUUUCCUCAAGAGCUAUGAAGGGGAUGUGGAAGAACUUGGACUAAACUUCACUGUGGUAAAUAAUGACCUUGGGGAAGCACAGGUGGUUGAGCUGAAGCCAGGUGGAAAAGAUAUUCCUGUUACCAGUGCCAACCGAAUCGCGUACAUCCAUCUGGUGGCAGACUACAGGCUAAACAAACAAAUUCGACAGCAUUGCCUUGCUUUCCGUCAGGGACUGGCCAAUGUUGUGAAUCUUGAAUGGCUUCGAAUGUUUGAUCAACAGGAAAUACAGGUUCUGACUUCCGGUGCCCAGGUUCCUAUUAGUUUGGAUGACCUUAAAUCUUUCACAAACUAUUCAGGUGGCUACACAGCAGACCAUCCUGUAAUUAAAAUAUUCUGGAGAGUUGUAGAAAGUUUCACUGAUGAGGAGAAACGCAAGCUACUCAAGUUUGUAACAAGCUGCUCUCGACCGCCUCUUCUGGGGUUUAAGGAGUUAUAUCCUGCAUUUUGCAUUCACAAUGGAGGAUCUGAUUUAGACAGGCUACCUACUGCCAGUACCUGCAUGAACUUGCUGAAGCUGCCUGAGUUUUAUGAUGAAAAUCUUAUGCGAAGCAAGCUCCUUUAUGCCAUUGAAUGUGCUGCUGGAUUUGAAUUAAGCUGAGUCGAACUGAUGCUUAUUUGGAUGAUCUGCAGAGGAACUAACCAGUGCCUACUCUAUAAGCAGCACCCAUACCCCAGCAGUUUUAAGGGAAUUCUGUCUAGAUUUCUGCAGCUCUUGUGUCUUAUCAAAUGCCCUCAAAUAAGUUUCAUUUUUAAACACAAUUUCUUAGUUAGCUUUCAUUAAUUAAUAUUACACUGACCCUGCUUUAUGAUUCAAAACAAUGAAUGCUGUGCGCAGUGUGGCUGUUCUCUGUGUUAUGCGACGAAAGAGCACAUUUAAAGAACCGUGACAUCUCGGUGAAAUUAACCAAAGAGAAAGCUUUGGCUUUGUGCUGUUCAAACAAAUAAUUUCACAAACUGGCAAUAAAGUUGCGUACCAUGCAGCGCAUUGGGAUGAGACAGGGCUAACAUCCUGUAAUUAAUCUUUUAGAUGGAAGUGAAGCAGAUGUUUGCAGAUAUCCCAGAACUGAGGGGAUGGAAAUGCUCAUUACCGAUAA
Molecule: messenger RNA, 3799 nt
Organism: Nestor notabilis (Kea)
Lineage: Eukaryota; Metazoa; Chordata; Aves; Psittaciformes; Psittacidae
Gene: UBE3C
Product: ubiquitin protein ligase E3C
Exons: 23
Coding region: 1-3303 (1100 amino acids)
Biological process (GO): protein polyubiquitination; ubiquitin-dependent protein catabolic process
Molecular function (GO): protein binding; ubiquitin protein ligase activity
Source: RefSeq, a predicted model, not a curated record